AUGGAAAAAAGUGAACUGGAACAAAUGAGAGUUUUAUUUCGUGUGGCUUUCUUUCUGGCUAAAUCCGGACGUCCAUUCACAGAUUUUCCUGGACAGAUAAAAUUAUUGGCUGUUAAUAAUGUACCUGUUAGUGAAACCUAUGCAAAUGACAAGCAGGCACGAAUAUUCACAGAUUACAUAUAUGAAAGUAAAGGUGUUGAGAUGAUCAAAGAAAUGAGUGAAUCAGAGUUUUUUGCUAUACUGUCAGAUGGAAGUACAGACACUAGUAUUACUGAUGAGGAAAUUGUAUAUGUUAAAUACAUUAAAAAUGGAGGUGAACUGGUAAAUAUAGCAUUGGGGAAAACUGUCACACAAAGUAGUACAGAUAACGAAAACGGAAUAGCAGAACAUGCGGUUGAUGGCGACAAAUCUGGAAAUUGGUUACAUAAUAGUUGCAGUCACACAAGUGGCUUGGCUAACGAACCAUGGUGGAGAGUAGAUUUGGCGGAAAUACACUGUAUUUCACGAGUAGUUAUCACUAACAGACAAGAUUGUUGUAGUCACAAAAUAGAGACGGCAGUGGUCCUGAUUACUAACACUGUUGACGAGGUGGACGCUAUUCAGUGCGGUUCAGCAAUAGACCAAUAUACUGCGUUGCAAGCGACGAUUUCAUUUGAAUGUGAUGAAAAUACACUCGGUCGCUAUGUUACUGUAGACAAAACCGAAACACCAGUUGUCCUACAUAUGUGUGAAGUAGAAGUGUUUGCUCCCAUGAUUUUAUAA
Saccoglossus kowalevskii is the source of this 762-nucleotide messenger RNA. RefSeq names its product fucolectin-like. Lineage: Eukaryota; Metazoa; Hemichordata; Enteropneusta; Harrimaniidae. The record is from RefSeq and is a predicted model, not a curated record.